Synchytrium microbalum is the source of this 1230-nucleotide messenger RNA. RefSeq lists its product as uncharacterized. The transcript is spliced from 9 exons. Lineage: Eukaryota; Fungi; Chytridiomycota; Chytridiomycetes; Synchytriales; Synchytriaceae. Gene Ontology annotation, molecular function: acyl-CoA dehydrogenase activity; flavin adenine dinucleotide binding. The record is from RefSeq and is a predicted model, not a curated record. Gene Ontology annotation, cellular component: mitochondrion. Bases 1 to 1230 code for a protein of 409 amino acids.
AUGGCCACGUUAUUGCGAACAGGCCUACGAGCUGCCACCCGUGCCUCAGUCGCUCAACAGGCUGCAUUAGCACGAUAUGUCUCGUCAACUACUCCCAGAAUGCAAGCAUCUGCCGCCGAAUCUGGCCUCAAUUCUUUGAAUGUCUUCACGGAAGAAGAAAACAUGUUGCGUGAAACUGUCGCCAAAUUCGCUCGAGAAGUCAUUGGCCCCAAAGUCAAGGAAAUGGACGAAAAGGAGAAAUUAGAUCCAAUAGUCUUGAAGGGGCUAUUUGACAAUGGUCUGAUGGGUAUCGAGACUGAAGCUGAAUACAGUGGAUCAAACACUUCAUUCACUGCCGCCAUCGUCGUCGUCGAAGAAUUGGCCAAAAUCGACCCUUCCAUCUCAGUUGUCUGCGAUGUCCAAAACACAUUGGUCAACACCUUGUUCCGUAAAUACGGCACUGAGGCUCAAAAGCAAAAGUACCUGACAGCACUUGCAACCGACAAGGUUGGAUGCUUUUGCUUAUCGGAAGCUGGAUCAGGAUCAGAUGCUUUCGCUUUGGCCACCAAGGCUACCAAACAUGGAGAUUAUUACACAAUCAGUGGUUCAAAAAUGUGGAUUACCAACUCUGGUGAAGCCGAGAUAUUCCUCGUGUUUGCCAAUGUUGACCCUUCCAAGGGCUACAAGGGAAUCACUUGUUUCAUUGUUGAGAAGGAGAUGGGUGUACAGAUUGCUAAAAAGGAAUCCAAGUUGGGCAUUCGAGCAUCAUCCACCUGCGUAUUGAACUUUGAUGAAAUGAAAGUACCCGCUGCGAACGUAUUGGGUGAAAUCGGUAAAGGAUACAAGUACGCCAUCGAAAUUUUGAAUGAAGGACGUAUCGGUAUUGCUGCUCAAAUGUUGGGUUUGGCACAAGGUGCUUUUGAUGCUGCAAUGCCAUACACCUUCCAACGAAAACAAUUUGGUCAAGCUAUUGGUGACUACCAAGGAAUGCAACAUCAAUACGCACAAGUUGCAGUGGAAAUCGAAGCUGCCCGUCUCCUGACAUAUAAUGCAGCCCGAUUAAAAGAAGAAGGCAAACCUUUCGUAAUGGAAGCUGCCAUGGCCAAACUCUAUGCAUCUCAAAUCGCCGAAAAGGCUGCCAGUAAGGCAUUAGAAUGGACUGGUGGUAUUGGAUUCACUAGGGAUAUGCCAAGUGAGAAGUUUUACAGGGAUUGCAAGAUUGGUGCUAUCUACGAGGUAUGGUGUUGUUGA